CGCAUCUGUUUCCUCACCGCGUGUGUCCACUACUGGACAUCCCGAGGCACUUUAUCACCUAAUAUGUAGAUUUUUCCCCAUAACUUAACAAAUUUCUCUUUUAAUUACUCUCGCGCUUUAUGUAAUUACGUGUCUCCGUGUUACUCGAUAAUUUAUUUAUUAAAUUCCCUCUAAUGUUUAGACAUUCAGUUUUAAAAGCAAUCCGCGUGCUUCUCAACGUACUUAGUCUAUCGUUUUGUUUAUCCGCCUCGAGUAUUUAUUUAUUGUCCAUAAAAAUAUUAAACAUGAUAUUUGUCUGUGUCACCGCGGGUCUCCUCUAUCUCGCCUCCAAAUAUCGCGACAAUGUACUCCGUAGUGUCAAAAAUAUAUGUCACAGCAUAACUAGUCCACACGAUGAUGAAGACACAAAGAAUAAUAAAAAAUGCGUUCUUCCACUCAGCAAAAUUAUACUGGCAGAUUCACCAGAAAAAUGUGACUAUGCUGUUCAACGUAUUCGAAGGAAUUUGUGCCAUGGUGUUCUCGGCUUCGAUUGCGAAUGGGUAAACGAAGGCCGGGUUUCAUUACUACAACUUGCCACUUAUAAUGGAGUCUGUGCUUUAUUCAGACUUGGGAAAAUUGGAUAUGUUCCACCCAAGCUGAAGGAAUUAUUGUCAAACGACUGCAUCUUAAAAGUCGGUGUGGCCCCGUUCGAGGACGGAAGGAAGCUGACAAACGACUACGGAUGUCGAGUAUUUGGAACUGUUGAUCUUCGAACACUAGCCGAUGGCCUGGGAAUUCCCAGUAGAAAAAGCCUGGCUGCAAUGUGCAUGCAGUACCUGGGGGUUGAACUCGAGAAGAUAAUCGAGGUGAGAUGCGGCGAUUGGGACGCUGAAACCCUAACCGAUGAGCAGAUGUUCUACGCUGCUUACGAUGCUGUUGCAUCUGUACUGAUUUAUCGAGAGAUGCAAAGAACAGUGAAACGCAAGCGUUCGCCGCUCCGCAACCUCCUGCUCUACCUGAAGAGUCUGUACCACCGUCGCUACCACCAAGCGCCGCCCUACAACCACGAAGUCCCCCCAGACCUAGUGGACAUAAAGUACCGAGGCACCCCAGAGCCCUCAGCCCCCGAGGCAAACAACAACAACAAUCUCACAAAGAACAAGAACUCCCCUCCCCCAAAUCCCCAGAAGAUCAGCAGUAUACCAACGCGAAAGGAGCCCCUCUACCACAACUGUUACUUGCAAGCACCAGACGGUGAGACCCUCUGCACAUGUGAUCGUAAAAAGGCCGAGUGGUACGUGACCAAGGGCCUGGGGGUGACAGUGAACGAGUCACCUCUCACAGUGAGACUGAACUUCGAGCCCUCAGGGAGAGCUCUGGGUCAAGUGGGCCAGUACUACACGCAGGUCAAGGUCAACCAGUGCGUGGUGUGUGGUGGCCAGGACAAGUUCAUUAAGAAGAAUGUUGUCCCAAGGGAGUACCGCAAGUACUUUCCCCUCGUGAUGAAGGCCCACCAGUCGCACGACGUGUUGCUCCUGUGUCCCACGUGCCACGAGAUCAGUAAUCGACACGAUUUAGACUUAAGAAGACACCUGGCGUCAGUCUGCAAUGCUCCAUUGUCAAGAUCAUUGCCUCCAUCGAGGGCAGAUGCGAGCCAUCACAAGAGGAGACUGAUGUCUGCUGUGAAGGCACUGAGGGACCCCUCGGCACCCCUGCCGCCUCAUCGCAGGCAAGAACUCGAGGCUCGUGUUCUUGAAUACACGUCACCGAAUUAUUCCAUCCUCCAGUGUGAUCCAGAGGCCAGCGUUCAUGUCAGUGAUGGGAUGGAGUUCACUGGGCCAGUGUCGUCAUCGCCUUUACAAGCGAGAGUGACGCCACACGGUCUCAAAGUCGUCGAGUACUUCACUAAUUCCCAGAAUGGUCUUGUCGCACUGGAGAGAAUGUGGAGGGAACACUUUCUCACCACUAUGAGGCCCAAGUUUUUACCAAAAUUGUGGUCUGUACGUCAUAAUCAGGAACGUCUGGAGAUUAGGCAGACGCAGAAUAGAAUUGAGCCACAGGACGCCAAGGUCGCAGGUCUCGCUAGGUGAAUUGUGCGUUUAAUUUAGUGAUAUUUAUAAUUUUGGGAGGAACAGAAUUUUUUGAGGAUCUAUUAGAGUGAAUUGUAGGUUGGUAAUUUCGCAGGGACUCGUUUACCAACGAGUACUCUUGCUCUUUCAAUUUCCAUUUGAAAUGUAAUGUAAUUAGUGAGUAUUUAUGAUUAUUAGAUAUUAUGUAAAUUUAUAAAUCAAUGAAAUUAUAAACUUAUGUACAUAAUACUUUAAGAAUUAAAAAAAUGUAAAAGCGACUGAUAAACUUGAAAUGAAACAACUACUAUUACUUUUUCA
Diachasma alloeum is the source of this 2366-nucleotide messenger RNA. It is a transcript of the gene Exd2, whose product is annotated as exonuclease 3'-5' domain-containing protein 2. The record is from RefSeq and is a predicted model, not a curated record. Bases 174 to 2069 code for a protein of 631 amino acids. NCBI's taxonomy places the organism in Eukaryota, Metazoa, Arthropoda, Insecta, Hymenoptera, Braconidae. Gene Ontology annotation, cellular component: cytoplasm; nucleus. Gene Ontology annotation, molecular function: nucleic acid binding; 3'-5' exonuclease activity. Gene Ontology annotation, biological process: nucleobase-containing compound metabolic process. The transcript is spliced from 4 exons.